ACUAACUUCUUAAUUAAGUCUGAAAUGCAGAGGUUGAAUGUAAUAUAUAACCAGAAAUUCAUGUCCUGCAAAAAUCCUUCUAAUAUGUGGAAACUAUUUAAGGAAAUCACUGGUGGUAAGCAGAUAAACAAUAUUCCAUAUUCUUUUGAUGUAUGUACUCUUAACAAAUCUUUUAUUUACUCUCCCUCAAAUGCCAUGCUUCCCAGCAUCACUUGUGUUAAUAAUAGCCCCUUUCCAGGUUUUAACACAAAUGAUGUUCAAAAGUGCCUCAAGUCUCUAAACCCUUCCCAGAGCUUAGGUCCCGAUUAUGUACCUAGUAUUAUUUUUAAAAAAUGUUCUGAUAUUCUGUGUCACCCUCUUACUGAUCUAUUUAACAAAUCUUUUUCCGAUAAUAUUGUGCCUGCCGUUUGGAAGGACAUUAAAGUUGUACCCAUACCUAAAUCUUCUACUGGAGCAUGUGUCAAAUUUAGACCCAUUGCUAUUACGUCUCCUUUUUUGAAAACUAUGGAGAAAUUACUUUUACUUAGUCUUGAACCUUCGCUUAAAUCCUUUAAUGACCCUAAACAAUUUGCCUAUAAGCACAGUAGAAGCACUUUAGAUGCAGCUGCCGUCUUAUAUCAUAACAUUGCUUCCAGUCUAGACAAGGGGGCUAAAUUUGUUCGUUGCGCCUUCCUAGACUAUACAUCUGCAUUCGACUCGGUCCCUAGGGACAUCUUAUUAAAUAAACUUGCUGCUAGUCAAACAGAAUGUUGGGCUGUUAACUGGUUGCAUUCCUAUUUCUCAGAUAGAAAGCAGUACACCGUAUAUAAAGGGAAGUCCUCCACUUCAUUGCCUACUGAAGCUGGUGUCCCUCAAGGUGCUGUUCUUUCUCCUUUUCUUUUUUCUUUCUUCUUGCACGACUUGCCUCACUCUGAUGAAAUAAACUUUGUGAAGUAUGCUGAUGAUUUAACGGUUUCAAUGGCUGUUAACUCCCAGCUAGAUUGUACUAAAAUAAAUAGCUUUCUAUCGGAAGUCAGCAAAUGGUCUGAGUCUAACGGUCUUAAACUGAAUCCUUCUAAGUGUCAAACUGUUGAUUUCAGCUUAAGAUGUAAACGACAGUUAAAAGAAGUCAUCGAUUCUCAUGACAGUUGUAAAAUUGACGACAAUGAUAUAGGAAUCAAAUCAGAAAUUAAGUAUCUUGGACUCAUUCUCUCUUCUGAUCUCUCCUGGUCUUCCCAUGUCUUAGCAAUCUCCAGUAAAAUAUUCCGCUUGACAUUUUACAUUAAGAAGUUAAGACACUCGGGUAUAACUCAACCCCUCCUCCUACAGUUCAUAAACUCUUGCAUCCUACCUAUUCUUCUUUAUUGCUCACCCUUAUUCUUUCCUGGUUUGCUUAAAAAAGACUAUGUCACAAUUCGUAGAAUACUGAAGACUGUCAGUAGGUGAGUGGUGUCCCAGUGGACCACAUAGUUAACGUCGUUGUCGAUAGGCAUUUGACUUCGUGCAAUAAAUUUGCUAAAGGGAUUUUGUCUGACUUGGAGCAUCCGCUUUACCCUCAGCUUUCACCUUGCAUCUCCUCAGGUAGAACAAGGAGUA
Messenger RNA from Trichobilharzia regenti, 1575 nucleotides. The record is from the annotation of a GenBank genome assembly. Lineage: Eukaryota; Metazoa; Platyhelminthes; Trematoda; Strigeidida; Schistosomatidae.